AUGCCUCAAAGAAAAGACAGGGACCCCAAUGCAUUUCCGACCCGACAGCUGCUCGUUCUGGCAAUAUGUCGAUUCUCAGAGCCCAUCGCCUUCAACUCCAUCCUGGCGUACACGUUCGACAUGGUGAGGGACUUGGGCGUUGAAGACAAAGAAGCACCUUUUUACGCUGGUCUUUUGGUUUCUGCCUAUGCCGUCGCGGAAGCUCUCACCUCCAUGGGCUGGGGCGCGUUGUCCGACCGUGUCGGGCGGAAGCCCGUGGUGCUUUUCGGGCUUGUGGGUGUGGCCACCUCCAGUUUAAUUUUCGGUCUCGCAAAAACCUACUGGGUCGCACUCUUGGCACGAUUCAUCGGAGGAUCAUUGAACGGCAACGUGAGCGUUAUGCAAACUAUGGUGGCUGAAAUGGUGAAAAAUCCCGAGCACGAACCCAGGGCGUAUGCCGUGCAGCCGUUCGUCUGGACUCUUGGCGGCAUCAUUGGCUCUGCCAUGGGUGGCUUCCUCGCCCAACCGGCCAAGUUUUACAAAAUCUUCCCCGAGGACGGACUGUUUGGACAGUAUCCCUAUUUGCUGCCGAAUCUCGUUUCCGUCAUUGUCAUCAUAGCCGCCGUCAUUCAGGGAAUCUUCUUCUUGGAGGAGACUCUUCCGCCGAAACAUGACUCGGAGGAGGACUUCACCGAAGCCGUGGCCGAUGACGACUUUAUCGACGAGAGAACCCCGCUCCGAAGGGCCCCGCGACGGAGCCUUAACCACCGCCGGUCGAUUUCCACCAGCCACUCGAGGCCGCGUUUCGUGGAGUCGAGUUUGCCUCUCCCGAUUGAGCACGACUUUGAUCUCAGACGUUCAUCUUUUGGAACGGUGCACUCGAUCAAGGUUGUUUCUGACGAAUUGAGGAGCGAUUUGCUGCGCCAGAAUGGUCGCCAGAACGGCCGCGCUCAGCAGCCGCCAAACAACAAGCCCAAAGUCAAGACUUUCAACUUCACCGUCAUCAUGCUCACGAUUACACUGGUCAUUUUCUCGUAUCACCAAAUGGCGGCUGGCUCGCUUCUCCCCACCUAUAUCCUCGAUGAACCCGCGGCGCCUCACGGCCAGCUUGAUCUGAGAGGUGGCCUGGGUUAUGACGUGCAUGACGUUGGAACAUACCUGGCAGUCAAUGGUUUUCUGGGACUCCUCAUUCAGGGUGUCAUUUUCCCGAUUUUCGUCGAGAAGGUCGGCGUUUGGGGCUCCUUCAUCUGGAUGGUUGCGCUCUACCCGACCGCGUACAUCCUGAUGCCGUUCUUGUCGGCGUUCCCCGAUGUCGUCACCCAGGCCGGAAUCUACUUUUCUCUGGUGUUGCAGAGUUUCUACGGCAUUAUCGUCGGCCCGGUCACGCUGAUCCUGCUCAAGGACGCGACGCCCUCGCCGCAGGCGCUCGGCAAAGUCAACGGCUUGGCCAUGUCAGGCGCUUGCCUCGCCCGCACGGUGUCUCCGCCUCUUGUCGGUGUUAUUUACAGUUUCGCAGGCUCUGCAGCGGCCUGGUGGAGUUGCUCUGGUAUUGCUUUGAUUGGAGUCUUGCAGGUUCUCUGGGUUCCGAGGAAGCAUAUUCAUAUCGACCAUGUCGAGGUUGACAACGGACUAGCCCGGCAGCUCACGAACAACUCCCAGAGAGGAGAUGAAAACCGCGGCCGGGUUUGA
Colletotrichum siamense is the source of this 1668-nucleotide messenger RNA. RefSeq lists its product as uncharacterized. Lineage: Eukaryota; Fungi; Ascomycota; Sordariomycetes; Glomerellales; Glomerellaceae. The record is from RefSeq and is a predicted model, not a curated record. Gene Ontology annotation, molecular function: transmembrane transporter activity. The coding region runs from base 1 to 1668 and encodes 555 amino acids. The transcript has 5 exons. Gene Ontology annotation, biological process: transmembrane transport.